This is a messenger RNA of Aspergillus pseudotamarii, 1308 nucleotides long. RefSeq lists its product as uncharacterized. The transcript has a single exon. The record is from RefSeq and is a predicted model, not a curated record. Bases 190 to 903 code for a protein of 237 amino acids. Lineage: Eukaryota; Fungi; Ascomycota; Eurotiomycetes; Eurotiales; Aspergillaceae.
UCGGCGUUACACAACUUCCUUUCUAGGCAAAGGACCUUGAUACCCUGAACCGCUUCUCCACAGUCUGGGGUUCGACCGCCUACCAUGUCCGACCUUCCUCCGUCCGUCUGUGUUGCGCAAUCUGGCUGUUGCUGAUUUUCAUGUUUCUCGUUUGGAGCGUCUGGCUAACCUUGGUCCGAAAAAAUUUUCAUGGUUGACUCCACUAGGUUCCUCCACGAGACCAUUCAGAAUCAUGUCUUGUCCCCCACCUUAUUGCCCAAUCUCCUCCGCGCGUCCAGGGCGGCACUUUUCCCUUCGAAUGCUCGCUCAACUCAGGCGGCCGGCGCGAAUCAAGAGGGCGCUCCGGUUCCGUAUUCGCCCGUACAACCGCCAGCGUCCCCUCCGGGAACGAGCCCGCCUAGCGAUGCCGCUGGCGCAAGUAACGCCAACAGUAGCGUCUUAACGACUAGUAUUUCCGCAACUGCGCCUUCCUUAUCGCCGGAACAGCGUCCUACCGCAGCCGAAAUCGCUUCCAUCAAGCGAAGGUGCGCGGUAAGCAUCCUGUCAUUGGUCCCUCGUCCCAUCGCGCGGCGCUUCUUGGGUGUUCCAGCGAAAAUUAUCAUUGGACAAAUGCCCCCUGAGCGCCAAGAGCAUUUUAAGGCUCCCAAUGAACAGAACCACCAGCAUUCGGAACCAGUUUAUGCCUUAUCACCUGACCCAUUAUCAGACGAUGAUCUGGAAGAGUCGCUCCUCCUCGCGGCAAUUGAGAACGACAUUCUGGAUCUAUUCGCUGAUGAGUAUUGCAAUAAACAUCUAAUCUACUCGAUCAUUGAAACCGUCCUAGCAAGGCUUCUCCCCGAGCUAUCGGAACGCAGCUUAACGGAAUUGAUGGAAGACCGGGGCGUGUCUUUAGACAGCGACUGAAACCCACUUAUACCGACAGAUAUAAUAACAACAGAGAGCUAUAAUGUAGGGCCAUCUCACCGAGAGUGAACAAUAGCUUAGGGAUACCCUGCCCCAUUGGGCAGAAGUUUUAGAACAAUAGAUCAAUCGCAUUAGAGACAGGCACUGGCUCGGCUAAAAUGAGAGUCGUGUUGCGCAACAGAGUACGAUAAUUUUGGUAGGCCGAUAACCUUAUCAAACCUGGUUAGGUCUCAGGCCUCCAGUCGGUAUUCAUGGAUCUCGUUCGGUUUAUGCAUUUCUGUUCCCUUCUUCGGGACCACAAAAUGUGACCUGCAACGAAAGCCCUGUCCCUGUCCGUUGCAUUGAGGGCUCAGGGGUUAACGGGCGAAAAUUAACACAACAUUAUACGUUAGAAAUUAUUACAAU